AUGCCCAGAAAAAAGAAAUCCGUGCUCGAGGAAGAAGAAGAGGAAGAUGUUUUCGGUGAUAAUGAAGACAUUGAUGUUGAAGAGAGGGAUAAAUUCCUUCGGGAUUUGAAUGAAUUUAUGGAGAAGAGAGGUACUCCUAUUCCGUAUGAUAAUCUACCACAACUAGGAGGAAGAAGAUUAAAUGUUUAUAAAUUAUGGCUUCAGGUUUGGAGUAGAGGAGGAUACGAGGCUGUUUGCGAAAAUAAACAAUGGACCGAGGUGAGAGAUGCUUAUCAAGUACCAAAAACUUGUACUAGCGCAAGUUAUAGCUUGAAGAUGUAUUAUCAAAAGUGGUUAUAUUCUUAUGAGCAGGUGAUGAAACUCGGAAAGGCUGAUCCUACUCAAAAACAAACUCCUCACGUGCUAGAACAACAGAAAAAAGAAGCAGCUUCGGGAGCUGUGGUGAAAAAGGUUGCCCCGACCGUUAAAAAGAGGGUUUUUACAUCAUCAUCUGGUGCAUCUAAAGCAAGAAAGACUGAAAAGGAAUAUCAACCAAAAAAGAAGCCAUCCACAUAUCAGAAUGCAUUGAAUUUUCAACAACUUGCUCAAGGUCUUCAGCUAGCAAAUAUUAGAAAACACCAAGCAGAGAUUGAACACAGUGUUUUGCCAAUAGAGAGUCUUGCAAAUGCAUUUGAGCAUCGUAUGAAUGGCUUUUAUACUAGAAGUGACAUUGACAGUGAUGACAUUAUCAAAGAAAUUGAGUAUGCUAAAAGAAUACACUGCUCUUUAAGAUCAAAUGAUCCUUCACUUGUAGAAUGGGCACUUUAUCAAAUUCUCCGAUUAUCAGAGAACGAACACUUUAGAUGUGAGCAUGUCAGCGACCUUCUUGAGUUUUGCGAGAAUUUUCUAUUAGAAUAUGCGUGUGAAAUUGAAAAACAGAAUAUGAAAGGUGAUCAAGACAUAUUUAAUUUAAAGGAUCAAAGAUAUAUGGAGUGCCAACACAAAGCAUUUAUUUGCAUUACCAUUCUGAGAAAUGCCUCUUUAAUAACAGAAAAUAGAAGCUCUAUUGGAAAGGCAACAGGUUUAAUUGAGACGCUCACUUUCUACCUGAGAUAUAACGUACAGGAUGUUGUCCAUUUGGAUUGGCGAUUACGAAUCAUGGACAUUAUCAUCAACGUUUCUGAGUUUAUCGAUUUCACUUCCAACACAAUAUUUGACAACGUAGUUAAUUAUACUCUAGAUACUAAUGAAGAAGAUGGAUUGCUGUUGUCCGCUACCUGCUUGGAAUGUAUCAACAGUAUCUUAAAGACUAAGACCAACCUACCUGUUAUUGAGUCAUUUUUAAUGAACACUCCGAAAAUGCUUGAGAAAAUUAUUGGAUUUUUGGCUUGUCCUUCUAUUACUAAACCCUCUGAGUCAUAUUUUGAUAAUGAGAACGAACAAGAAAAGGUUGACGAAGAGGAAGAAGAUGGAGAAAACAAGGAAGACCUAGGAAUAGAAAAUCAAAAAUUAACCAGAUCAAAUGUCACUUUUAAGCUUUCCUCUGUUGAGUUGCUGUGUAGGGCCAGCGCUCUUAGUUUUAUUUUCCAUCUAUGCCAAUCUACCACGAAUUCAUCUCUUUUAGAACUGCUUGCUAACAGUACUAGUUUCAUAGACAGAAUUGUAACAUUAAUAGUAUGGAAAUCGAAUUUAUAUAACAGAAUACACCAAUAUCCAUACAUCAUAUUUGAACAAGUCAAGGAUCAUGUUAGAGAGAACUCAGAGCGAGGAGAUGGUAAUAUAUUUGCCAAAGCUUCCAACCAUGAAAAAGAUGACACUGACGAAUAUGAUGAAAAGAACGACAUUGAAGAAUUGUAUGAUGGAUUUGAUAGCUGUUUUGCACAAACUCCAGAUGAAAAAACAGACACUCCAAAAAUUAGUGAUGCUCUCAAAUUCCAAAAGAAGUGUAUUGCAAUAUUGCAAACAUUAGGAAAACACACAGACGUAUUGAGAAAGUCGCCACAAUUCUCAACGUACAACAAGGAAUUCAUGUAUUUGACAUUGUUGACCCAUCCAAUCAUCUCAAAAGGAUUGACAUCACUCAUGCAUUAA
This is a messenger RNA of Naegleria fowleri, 2070 nucleotides long. RefSeq lists its product as uncharacterized. The transcript has a single exon. Gene Ontology annotation, cellular component: nucleus. Gene Ontology annotation, molecular function: DNA binding. NCBI's taxonomy places the organism in Eukaryota, Heterolobosea, Eutetramitea, Acrasida, Naegleriidae. Bases 1 to 2070 code for a protein of 689 amino acids. The record is from RefSeq and is a predicted model, not a curated record. Gene Ontology annotation, biological process: regulation of transcription by RNA polymerase II.